UGUUACUCGUGUCGGCGGUAACGGUGAAGAAGAUUGGGCGAUAACGAGGAGAGAAGAAAUCAAAGAAAUCAAAAUCAGCCUCAAAAAAUGCCAUACAGUGCGGCGUUUUCGUCGCUCAGUCAGAGAUCAAUCUGAGCGUAUGAGAUUGGAGUCGAGGGGAAAAGCUAAGCUAGAACUUGGGACUAUGGUUCGCAUCCUGUCAAGUCUUUUAAGUAACUUCCUCCUCCUGUUCUGGCAGUAUAGAAGUCAUUGCAUCCAGUAUUGCAUAUCGGCUUUACGAAGUGUUCGGAUACUGAGGAAUUCACAAAGGGUCACACAUAGUCGGAGUUAUCAUCGGUCAUUCACACUGUUCAAACUUUGUUUCCCCUCUACCGAGUCUUUCAAGGUCUUUCAGCGCCUAUGAGAUGACUUCUUCAAUUGCGGCUUGAGGCCUUCUAGCGCUCAUCAAAGCAGUGGUGAUAUCUUUAACUUGUUAUAGUCAGAGGAUCAUUACUAGAGUCGAAGAUCUUGGGAAUCAAUUAUUCAACGUCCAAGGGCAGUUCACUUCUGGGAAGAGGGGAGGGAAUCUUAAGGUUUAGAGUAAGUCGAGUGGAUUUCGUUGGAUGAACUUGAACAUCCGAGACGAUGUUGAAAGUGAUUUGUUAAAUUAAUUGGUACUGAGAAUUAGUACCAAGAAACAAUUUCGAGAAAAAGUAAAUAUCAGAA
Molecule: messenger RNA, 705 nt
Organism: Lentinula edodes (shiitake mushroom)
Lineage: Eukaryota; Fungi; Basidiomycota; Agaricomycetes; Agaricales; Omphalotaceae
Exons: 4
Coding region: 140-403 (87 amino acids)
Source: RefSeq, a predicted model, not a curated record